CACGUCGCCCCUCAGAUACGUAGUGUUUUCCCGUGUACUGCACAAGAAAAAUCACCCACAAUGAAGUUCGUAAUUGUCCUUUUCGCCGCUAUGGCUGUUGCCAGUGCUUACCCUGGAUACUUACACGCACCGGUAGUGGCGCAACCAUGGCUAGCACCGGAAGCUUGGCCAGCACCCGCACCUACGUACGUUAAGGUCCCUCAAGCACCAAUAGUCAAGGUAUCGGCUCCUCAGGUACAUGCUCCGGAAGUCCAUCAAGUGCUCCAGAUUCCGCAACAACCAGCUAUUCCACCCCCACACCCCCAGCCCCUCAACAUUAAGAUCCCCCAUGUGCCAACCGUGAAGAUCCCGUACCACGGACCCAAGGUCGCGACACCUCACCUCGUCGGCGUCGAGCACUACGUGGAGCCUCAGAUAAAGGUGGUGAAGGCCGCCCCCAUCUCCCAUCAUCCCUGGGAUUAAAGUUCCGCACGGCACCAACUGAACUCGCUUGCCCAGGGUGAGCAUCAAUCCUGGACGAGCCGUCCCGAGGUGCAUCUGGAGUAGCGACGCUUCACGAAUAACGAUAACCAUGGCCAACAUCGAAAUUUUCCUGGCGGGAAAGAAGCUCGAGACGAUAUACAUUUGAAGCAUCCGACCGUUUGUCGUUCUGCCAACGCUCGAGUUCUUCGUUCUCGAAGAAGGGGAAACUCAAACCCCUCCCCACCCUCUAAAUAUCGACCGAGGAAUCAUAUUAAUCGGAGGGAGAAAGUAUUGUCGAUCAGUAUUAUCCAACGAAUAAACGAUGGACGAGGAACGUCGAGGUUGUGGAUCACGAUCGACGAGGAUCAAGAUCGACGGCCUCAGGAUCGACGGCCAAAUCGAAUUUCUUCUUUUCGACACCAUCCGAACGCUCGGGCAAUUUCCAAUCUCGAGGGAAAAGUUAUUACGUUACGUUUAUUUCGAUCCUCUCCCUUUUUUUUUUUUUUUUUUUUUUUUUGGUCUACACGCGAUCUACACGGCGCAACGAAUUUUUUUACAGUAUCAGUUUCCUGUAUUUUGCCCCUCCAUCCCGCCCUCCUCUCUAACUCUACUUCUUCUUUUCUGGGCAAUCUCUGGUAAAAAUUUUUGUGCGUGAUAUUGAAGAAGACAUCGCGACAUCGGAGCCUUCAUUGUAUAUUUUCUUCUCUUCUUUCCGCCUACUCCUCCCUCCCCCUACCCUUAUCAUACUUUUGCAACAACACUUUUAUUUAUUUUCUAAUAAAAGUUAAUUUUUAUGUCUUGUGAUAAAAAAA
Apis laboriosa (Himalayan honeybee) is the source of this 1274-nucleotide messenger RNA. Its product is annotated as protein app1-like. Bases 61 to 462 code for a protein of 133 amino acids. The transcript has 4 exons. The record is from RefSeq and is a predicted model, not a curated record. Lineage: Eukaryota; Metazoa; Arthropoda; Insecta; Hymenoptera; Apidae.